This is a messenger RNA of Microcebus murinus (gray mouse lemur), 2787 nucleotides long. RefSeq names its product transmembrane protein 250 (gene TMEM250). The record is from RefSeq and is a predicted model, not a curated record. NCBI's taxonomy places the organism in Eukaryota, Metazoa, Chordata, Mammalia, Primates, Cheirogaleidae.
CGCGGGUCUGCGGAGGACCGGGGCGGGCAGCGAGUCCGACGCCGCCGAGUCUGCAGAGCCGCUGGGCCGGGCGCUGUCCGAGCGGGCGGGAGCGAGCGGGGCGCGGAGGCGCGGGCCCCAGUCCUGUUACCAACUUUCCCGCGCCGGCCGGUUUUGUUAAUAUGCAUCCCCGACUUUGAGUGCAUUCCCACCCACGGCCACCUGGGCCGGCUGUAAAUGGCCUUAGUGGGUGGAACUAGGGGACCCCUUGCCGGUUCUCUCUUCGCUGCAGCCCGGCCUGUAGGGCCUGCCACCCCCGGGCGCCCCUGCGCAGCACGGUCUGCACGGCUCCCCGCUGGACGGAGGGAGCAGUCUUGGGGUUCGGUGGCCUGCCCAAGGCCGACACUACCCCCAGGGCUCAGCUGUGGGCUCCCAGGCCUAGGCGCCCAUGACCCGUAAGCUGCCCGCCGCCUGGACCCUGCCGCCACAAGCUCGCGCCGCCGCCGGGACCAAUGCCGGUCAUGCCCAUCCCCCGGCGGGUGCGCUCCUUCCACGGCCCGCACACCACCUGCCUGCACGCGGCCUGCGGGCCCGUGCGCACCUCCCACCUGGCCCGCACCAAGUACAACAACUUCGACGUCUACGUUAAGACGCGCUGGCUCUACGGCUUCAUCCGCUUCCUGCUCUACUUCAGCUGCAGCCUCUUCACGGCGGCGCUCUGGGGCGCGCUGGCCGCCCUCUUCUGCCUGCAGUACCUGGGCGUGCGCGUCCUGCUGCGCUUCCAGCUGAAGCUGUCGGUGCUGCUGCUGCUGCUGGGCCGCCGGCGCGUGGACUUCCGCCUGAUGAACGAGCUGCUCAUCUACGGCAUCCACGUGACCAUGCUGCUGGUCGGGGGCCUGGGCUGGUGCUUCAUGGUCUUCGUGGACAUGUGAGGGCGCCGCGUGGCCCUCCACCGUGGCCCACGAGCCGAGCCGCCCUGCGGCCAUGUUCCGUCCUGGGCGGGGUGGUCAGGGCUCUUUUCCCGUCUGCCCUGCCCAGCACCCAGGCGAGGGCUGCAGCACAGGAGUGAGGCGGUGCUGCCCCGCCUCCCACGCAGGGGAAAAGGGCUGAGACUCUUCCGUGAUGGGAACACUGGCACCUUCCUCGGGCUGGCUUUCCACGCCGACCCUCCCUGUGUGCACGUCCGGGGCAGUGUCCCCUGUGGCCGCCCGCCGGUGGCUGCUGCUUGCACUUUUCCAGGUUGUACUGGAGGGUGGCCGGUCUGUCCUAUCUGCCUCCAUGUGGCCCCCCCACCCCCGUCCCCCCUACAGGACCACGUCUGGUGGUGACUUUGGGCGUCACCAGCGGCUCGGGAGACCCAUGGAUACAGUGGGGUCUGCCAGUCAGAAGCAAAUCUGGAGGGGCACCCUCAUGGCCACACAGCCCCCUUCCUUCGCACCUCUGGUCCCCGCCUCAGCCUCAGGAAGGAGGCGGGCUUCACUAGCUGCUGCACCACACUGCCACUAAGCUGUCCACUCUGCCCUGGGCUACCUGAGUCCUGGCAGGGCCCAAAGACCACCCUCCUCUCUCACCCUGAGGUGGGUCCUGGGUCACCUUGGUUUGCUUGGAUGCAGUUUAUCGGGAGCCACAGAGGGGCUCAGUCUGGAGGAGACCUCGGCAGGUUCCUGGCUCAGGGCCGGCUCCAGGGCAGGCAGCGGCAGAUCUGUGUUCGUGCCUGGCAGGGCUGUUGAGAAUGUUAGCGAAUGCUGUAGAUCCCUUCCAAUGUGGAUUUCUAGGGAGGCAAUUCCAUUCCCUUCUGGCUUUGGGGGAACGGGGCUGGGCUCUCUGUUCAAGAGGACACCCAGGAUGGAGACGCUUGUCUCUGGUGUCUGGAUCAGAUGGCAGAGGCCUCCCCGCGGCUCCUCGCGGCCCUGAGUGUGCACCCCGGUCACAGGGGCUGGGCUCCCCACUGCGUGUCCGGUGCUGGUGAAGGGCGCAGCUGCCCCUCUGCCCUGAGUGGCUCGGUCAAGGCAUCUGGGAUGUAAAAAGCCAAAAUGACCCCGUGGCAGGGGCUGGUGGGCCGGGGAGAGGCACAGGGACGGAGUUCAGGGUGGGCUUCCACCUCAAGAAGGACACACCUGGGGCCCAGGGGCUCCCCAGCCCCCGGGUCUGACCCUGUCUGUUGAGGGGCUGGCAGUCGCUGCAGGCAGAGACAGGCAGCACGGGAGCAGGCACGGGGGGCGACACUCGAUUCACCCCAAAUUGUUGCCCCUCUCCCCCCAGGCAUGGGUGGUGGCCCCUUUGACCCUGCCCUGCCAGGCAGACCAGCGGCCCUGGGGCGGUCAGGACUGUGUACCGCUGGAAGAGACACUUAGGAAAACCCAAAUCAGGUAGAGAAAGCAAAAAAUACUUGGCUGCAAAUCUCGCUGUGUGGUUUGCAGCCAGCUUGUGUUCGCUGGUCUUCCGACUCGAGGUCAGCGGACGGCCCGGCGGGGCAGCUGCCCGGGUCCCCGCGGGCGGGCGGGUGCGAGGAGCUCAGCCGAGCGGAUCCCUUCUUGCUGCAGAGAAUCGUUUGCACUAAAUCAUGCUGUUUCCUCAAAGAAGCUUUUCGUUGAUUAACGCGUUACUCAGAACCACCUCGCCCCGAGGGUGCAGGUGGGUGGGUGUCCACGGGGUGGGGUGGCGGGGGCCUGGCUGUGCCGCCCGGGCCGCGGGCGCACGGCGCAGGGAGUCACGGCCCCUUGUUCCACGCUGCUUCGUGUCCCGGUGCCUGUGAAAUUCUUACUGAGGUGAAGCACCUGCAUUAAACCUAUUUUCUUAACGUGUUGA